Ostreococcus tauri is the source of this 342-nucleotide messenger RNA. Its product is annotated as unnamed product. The record is from RefSeq and is a predicted model, not a curated record. The transcript has a single exon. NCBI's taxonomy places the organism in Eukaryota, Viridiplantae, Chlorophyta, Mamiellophyceae, Mamiellales, Bathycoccaceae. The coding region runs from base 1 to 342 and encodes 113 amino acids.
AUGGCGACGACGCGCGAGACGGACGCCUCGACGACGCUCGCGGACGAACGCGCCGCCCCGACGCCGCACGAUGGGUUCGAAUCCUCGGACGACGACGCGUACGUCGUGAAGAAGGUUGAUUUCGCCUCCAUGAGCGCGUCGGAGAAGCGGGUGCAGCGAUGGAAGGAUUGUUUUUGGGAGCUCGAGGCGACGCUCGCGCGGUGGUUCGGCGUCGACGCGAGUCGGUACGAGUUUGAGCAAAACUUGAAGGAGGAGGAGAACGAGCGCGCGGAGCGGGAGACGGCGAGUUUGAACGCGCGAAGCGAUCGGGCGCAGAGCGAUGCCGAGGGGGGGGGGGCGUGA